UAGCGUACAAAGACCGCAAACAACAAAUUAACAAAAACUCGUCAAUCGUACGCUUGCGGCUUGCCGGUCGUCUUAUGUUUGCCCGGUUUCUUUUUUGUUAACCGUUUUUUAACGUCCGCGUCUAGGUGGGUGUGGUGAUUGAGUUCGGUCGAUGUUUGUUUUCCCCCGUCGUGUCGUCAUAAACAGUCGUUUACAUUUCAACUUUUAACGGUGUUUGCAAUAUUGUCGUGUAUCACCGUCGUUCACUCGUUCGUUACGUAAUGGCCGCCGUCCGCUCAUUCACGUAGUUCGAACGCGCGUGCUUAGUUUUUACCCGGCUGCGACGGAUUUGUUUCACGCGAUUCACGUUAUUUUGUGAUUUGUUUACAACGCUCAAAUUGUCUGCCUACUUUUAUUUUUCACUGGAUACUUAUCACAAAUACGAUGGGUGUCUGUUUUCUUUGUGAUACAAAAUUGUAUGGUGAACGUACACGGGUGUGUUCAAGCAUUACACCGCAUAGUAAUGUACCAUACCCGGAAAAAAUUGUUGAGCUUCUGGGAGAUGAAUUUGUGGUUAUUGUGACCCCUGCAGAUCACAUGUGCAAGAAAUGUACUUCUCUUUUGACUCAUAUGGACAAGUUGGAAAAUGAUCUGAAACUUGUUAAAAAUGCAAUGUUGUCAUAUAUACAAAAGAAAUAUGGAAUAUUGCCUCCAGAUCAGGCUGUUAAGGGUGUUGAGAUUGUCAAUGGACAUUUAAAGGCAGAGGAACAACUAGAACAAGGUCAGCGUAAAGUACCUAGUGGUCUGACAGUAGGAGUUUCUCCUACUGUAACUACUGCUGCUGUAGUUACUCCGGUCCAAACUCCAUUAAAGUUGUUAAAAACACAACAGCAGCAGCAACAACAACAACACCAACCACAGCAACAACAUCAUCAACAACAACAACAACAACAACAACAACAACAGCAGCAGCAACAACCAACACAACAAGAAAGCGCUAACAAAAUGAAAAUAUACAAGUGCGGCUUUUGUACAUUCCAAUCGAAAGAGCUUGGUCAUGUUCGAUUCCACAUGCGCACUCAUAUGAACAAAAAGGAGCCUGAAAAACCUAUUCUUAAUCAAGCAGCAGCUAAAGCAUUAACUCCGGUACCGCAACAGAAGAAACGACUUUAUAGAUGUCAAGUAUGUUCGAAAUCCUUUGAUAGUCGAAUUAAUUGCCUUGAUCACAUUCAGAAAGACCAUAAUCAGCCAACUCCAUCAACCUCAAAUGGAGAAAGAGAAACAGAAGAUUCUCGUCCGGUUUCAGCCAAAAUUAUGAAACCGGAACCAUCCAAGACUCAAGAAAAUAAUCCGCAAGCGGAGUCUUCUAUGGAUGUGGACGAAAAUCAACAAGAUGACAAUAAAGGCACUGUAGACACAGAUAUGAUGUUGAAUGACAAUGUCGUCCCCACUGAAGGGUCUUCAAAUGUUGAACAAGAAGAAGGAACUGAAAAUGCAGGCGAAGAAGAAGAAACUGAAAACUCUCAGGAAGAUAAGACUGUAAAAGAAGUCAAAUCGAAAAAAAAACCUGAGCCUGCACAAGAAGAAGCCGCUGAAGAAGAAGAGGAUGAAGAAGAUACAGCCGUGCCUGAACAGGAAGAAGCUGAUCAAGAAACUCCAGACAGUGUUGAGAAAGAAGUUGAUGAAGACAAUGCAAAUGUGGAAAACAAAACAGGAGACUUGGACAUAGAAUCAAUGUUAGCCGCAAUCCAUAAUGAUAAUCCUACUAACAGCGGGGAUACACAAAACAAAGAUUAAGAUUUAUACAACUUAUUAAAAAGUUAGUAAUCAAUUUAUAUUUAUAAGCUCCAGUUUCAUAAUUUAAAAAUUAUUUUUCCACUAAGUUUUUUUUUAAUAUUUUCUUUUAAUAACUUUUAAGUGGCAUAAAUUAGGAGACUGUAUUAUUUAUUAAAAUAUUAUAAAUUAAAUCAUUAUUUUUUUUUUUUAUAAAUAAGAUAAGACGGAGGAUAUUGAAAAACCAUAUUCAAAACUAUUGAUAGAUUUUGGAAUACGAUAAACAAUUUUAUUUAAUAAAUUACUUAAAUUAUACAAUAACUGAUGGUAAUAUUUAAAUCAGAUUAACAUGAUGCAAUAAUGUUAAAAUUAAUUGCCUAUCAGUAGUUAGUUUCUACUUACCUAAAAGUAAUUUAUUGUUUGAUAUUCGUGAUCUUAUAAUAUAUUUCAACCAUGUACCUCCUAAGUAAUACUCAGUAAUAUUCAAUUUCCAAUCAUAAUCGUGUUAAGGCAAUUUAUAGACAUCUAAAAAUGCACUCACUGUUGUCAUGGUUAAUAGUUUUUGUUAAAUCGAAAUUAAGAAAACUAAAUUACACACUUCAAAAAUUUAAUGAUUAUAUGAAAUAAAAUAACAUUUUAAGUAAUAAAAUCAAUAAAAAAUAUAUAUAAUAACAGUUAUUAAUUUUUGUUUCUCAGUCUUAAAAGUAAUUAUUGAUUUAUUUUUAGUUAAAAUUUAAAAUUAUUCAUUUAAUCCUAAUAAUUAUAUAAUGGUUAUGAGUAGAAAUAAUUGAAUUGCUUUUAAGAGACGAGUUCAGAAAUAUAUUAUUAUGCAUUUAUACAAUUUAUCUUGUCAUGGUUUUAAUAAUCUAAGAUUCAUCAAUAAUAGGGGAACGUAAUAUUACAUUAAACUACAUUUUCACACAGUAAUAAAGUACUAAAUUAAAAUUGUAGUAAUAUAAAGAUAAAAAAUUAAAAAGUAUAAUUAUCUCAAAAAAAAUCUAGAAGUUAGUAUAUAAGAUAAGUUACCAUACUGAAGAGUAUCUUUUUAAGUUCACGCUGCAAUUAGUCUUAAGACAAGAUUAGAGGCACAUAAAUAUGCUCAAAUCUUUGUCAUCAUUAAAAUAAUCUUAGCUUAAUAAAUAAUAUUUGAUACUUUUAACCAAAUUUGCAAACAUUAUAAUAUGCAGUUAAAAAACAAUUAUGAUUUAGCUUUUCUUGUUAUUAUUAUUUGUAAGCUAUUACAUACGUAAAGUAAAUAUUUAAUACUUAACUAUUUCAUGAUGAGCUAAUAUUCGGAUUAUUUUAAAGACAAAUAUACAAUGUACAGUAGUAAGGCUCGUUCACAUGGACGCGUAUCGUACGCUCACGUUUUAAAUUUACAUUGAUUAAGUUCAUACACACUAUACUGGCAAGGGAAAUGCGCCAUUGUCGGAGUAGCGCGUAUGGAUUUAACCAAUGUAAAUGAAAACGCGCGCAUACAAUACGCCGUGUAUGAUUCGCGUCCAUGUGAAACGGGCCUAAAAUACUAAAACUAAAUACAUAGUUAUAAAAAAAUUUAAUUCCAUUAAAAAAUGGUAUCUAUUAUAUUAAUUCAUUCGUAUUCAUGAUAUCAGUUCCAUUAUAAAAACAAGUUCAGAGUCAUAAAUUAUGCAUAAAUCUUUGUCAUAGUUUUAUUAAUCUUAGCUUAACUAACAAUUUUAUUAGGUAACAUAUUACAUUAGCUUACAGUACUAAAAAUUAAAUACUUAGUAUUUAAAAAAAAAAUUUAAGAUCAAAACCAAAAAGAUAUUUUUAUUUUUUAGUAUCUAGUAUAAUUCUUUAUUUUAAUUUUUUAUUAACAAAAUUUGUAGGUUAGCUUAAAAUACUGAAUAGUAUUUAUCAAAUUCGGGUCUAUUACAUUUAAGACAAUUUCAGAGGCAUCAAAUAUGCAUGAAUAUUUGUCAUAGUUUUUAUAAUCUUAGCUUAAUCAAUAAUUUUAGAAGGUAACAUUAAACUACAUUAAUGUACAAUACUAAGGUACUAAAGUGAUAAUAUUCUGAUUAUUUUGAAGACAAGUUCAGUGGCAUAAAAUAUGCAUGAAUCUUUGUCAUAGUUUUAAUAUAUUACCUUAAUCAAUAAUAUUCAUAGGUAACAUCAAGUUACAUAAGUGUACAGUACUAAUGUACUAAUAAUUAAUUACAUAGUUAUAUAAAAAAAAAGUAUUAGUAUCUAGUAUGGUUCUUACGUCCUUGAAAUUUAGGUAAAUAUUUAUUAGUAUUGAAUUUAUUUAUUAGUAUUCAUGAUGGCAGUUCAUUAUAUUAUAUAUUGAGCCAAGUUCAUUGGCAUGAAAUAUGCAUGGAUCGUUGUCAUAGUUUUAAUAAUCUUAGAUCAAUCAAUAGGAUGUAACAUUAAAUUACAUUAGUGCAUUACUAAAGUACAGAAAACUAAAUACGUAGUAAUAAAAAAAAAAAAAAAAAUAAAAAAAAAAAUUUAUUUUUUAUUAUAGUAUAGUUCUUAAUUUUUGUUUAUUAUUUUAAAAACAUUUAGGUUAGCUUAGUACACUGAAAAGUAUUCUUCAAGUUAUGUUGUUUGUUAAUUAUUGUAAGAUUGUAGGUUUUAGGAUUUUAGGUUCAUUCUUGAUAUUUAAAAUAUAUAUUAGUAUUAAAUGAAUUCAUUAAUAUUCAUAAAGAGAGUACAUUUGGGCAAUUAUUUAUUAAGACAAGUUCAUAGGCUUAAAAUAUGCAUGAAUCAUUGUCAUAGUUUUAAUAAUCUUAGCUUAAUCAAUAAUUUUAGGAUGUAACAUUAAAUUACAUUAGUCUACAGUACUAAAGUACAGAAAACUAAAUACGUAGUAAUAUAAAAGAAAAAAUUAAAAACCAAAAAAAAAAUUAUUUUUUAUAUUGUAGUUCUUAAUUUUUGUUUUUAAAAAAAAAGGUACCUAUUAGUCUCUAGUUAAGUUAUUUAAGUAAAUAUUUAUUAGUAUUAAAUGAAUUCAUCAAUAUUCAUGCAGAUUUUAUACAAUGGAUUAAUUAUUUAUUAAGACAAGUUCAUAGGCUUAAAAUAUGCAUGAAUCUUGUUCAUAGUUUUAAUAAUCUUAGCUUAAUCAAUAAUUUUAGGAUGUAACAUUAAAUUACAUUAGUGUACAGUACUAAAGUACAGAAAACUAAAUACGUAGUAAUAUAAAAAAAAAAAAUCAAAAAAAAAUUUAUUUUUUUAAUAGUCGUUCUUAGUUUUUGUUUAUAAAAAAAAGGUACCUAUUAGUCUCUAGUUAAGUUAUUUAAGUAAAUAUUUAUUAGUAUUAAAUGAAUUCAUCAAUAUUCAUGCAGAUUGUAUACAAUGGAUUAAUUAUUUAUUAAGACAAGUUCAUAGGCUUAAAAUAUGCAUGAAUCUUUGUCAUAGUUUUAAUCAUCUUAGCUUAAUCAAUAAUUUUAGGAUGUAACAUUAAAUUACAUUUGUGUACAGUACUAAAGUACAGAAAACUAAAUACGUAGUAAUAUAAAAGAAAAAAUUAAAAAUCAAAAAAAAAAUUUAUUUUUUUAAUAGUAGUUCUUAAUUUUUGUUCUUAAAAAAAAAGUUACCUAUUAGUCUCUAGUUAAGUUAUUUAAGUAAAUAUUUAUUAGUAUUAAAUGAAUUCAUCAAUAUUCAUGCAGAUUUUAUACAAUGGAUUAAUUAUUUAUUAAGACAAGUUCAUAACUUGUACAGUACUAAAAUACUAAAAACUAAAUACGUAGUAAUAUAAAAAAAAAAAUUAAAAAAUUAAAAUCCAAAAAAAAAGAACUUAUUAGUCUCUAGUUUAGUUAUUUUAGUAAAUAUUUAUUAGUAAUAAAUGAAUUCAUUAAUAUUCAUGCAGAUUGUAUACAGUGGAUCUAUUAUUUAUUAAGACAAGUUCAUAGGCUUAAAAUAUGCAUGAAUCUUUGUCAUAGUUUUAAUAAUCUUAGCUUAAUCAUUAAUAUUAGGAGGUAAAAUAAAAUUACAUUAGCGUACAGUAGUUUUGUGAUAAAAAAUUAAAUACAUAGUAAUAAAAAAAAAAAAAUAAAAAAUCAAAAUCCAAAAAAAAAUUUAUUUUUUAUUAUAGUAUAGUUCUUAAUUUUUGUUUAUUAUUUUUAAAAAUAUGUAGGUUAGCUUAACUGAAUAGUAUACUUCAAGUUAUGUUGUUUUUUUAAUUAUUUAUGAAUAUUAAAUGAAUUCAUUAAUAUUCAUGAAAAUAGGAGUCACAUUUGGUCAAUUAUUUAUAAGGACAAGUUCAGAGACAUAAAAUAUGCAUGAAUCCUUGUCAUACUUUUAAUAAUCUUAGUUUAAUCAAUCAUUUUAGAAGAUAACAUUAAAUUACGUUAGUGUACAGUACUAAAAUACUAAAAACUUAAUACGUAGUAAUAUAAAAAAAAAAAUUAAAAAAUUAAAAUCCAAAAAAAAAAUUUAUUUUUUAUAUAGUAGUUCUUAAUUUUUGUUUUUUAAAAAAAAGGUACCUAUUAGUCUCUAGUUUAGUUAUUUUAGUAAAUAUUUAUUAGUAUUAAAUGAAUUCAUUAAUAUUCAUGCAGAUUGUAUACAGUGGAUCUAUUAUUUAUUAAGACAAGUUCAUAGGCUUAAAAUAUGCAUGAAUCUUUGUCAUAGUUUUAAUAAUCUUAGCUUAAUCAAUAAUAUUAGUAGGUAAAAUAAAAUUACAUUAGCGUACAGUAGUUUUGUAAUAAAAAAUUAAAUACAUAGUAAUAAUAAAAAAAAAAUAAUCAAAAAUCAAAAUCCAAAAAAAAAUUUAUUUUUUAUUAUAGUAUAGUUAGUAUUAAAUGAAUUCAUUAAUAUUCAUGCAGAUUGUAUACAGGGGAUCUAUUAUUUAUUAAGACAAGUUCAUAGGCUUCAAAUAUGCAUGAAUCCUUGUCAUACUUUUAAUAAUCUUAGUUUAAUCAAUCAUUUUAGAAGAUAACAUUAAAUUACAUUAGUGUACAGUACUAAAAUACUAAAAACUUAAUACGUAGUAAUAUAAAAAAAAAAAUUAAAAAAUUAAAAUCCAAAAAAAAAUUUAUUUUUUAUAUAGUAGUUCUUAAUUUUUGUUUUUUAAAAAAAAGGUACCUAUUAGUCUCUAGUUUAGUUAUUUUAGUAAAUAUUUAUUAGUAUUAAAUGAAUUCAUUAAUAUUCAUGCAGGUUGUAUACAGUGGAUCUAUUAUUUAUUAAGACAAGUUCAUAGGCUUAAAAUAUGCAUGAAUCUUUGUCAUAGUUUUAAUAAUCUUAGCUUAAUCAAUAAUAUUAGGAGGUAAAAUAAAAUUACAUUAGCAUACAGUAGUUUUGUAAUAAAAAAUUAAAUACAUAGUAAUAAAAAAAAAAAAAAA
Metopolophium dirhodum (rose-grain aphid) is the source of this 7052-nucleotide messenger RNA. RefSeq names its product TPR-containing protein DDB_G0280363-like. The record is from RefSeq and is a predicted model, not a curated record. Lineage: Eukaryota; Metazoa; Arthropoda; Insecta; Hemiptera; Aphididae. The coding region runs from base 424 to 1776 and encodes 450 amino acids. The transcript is spliced from 6 exons.